GUCGUAGAGCGGAGAGAGACGCCGGAAAGAUAUCGCGAAUUCGAAAAUGGUCUUUGUCGGCUCUUGUAAACCUCGAGUUUCGUCAGUAAGAUAACCUUGAAUUGUAAGAAACGCGUUGUUAGGUUUAGAGCAAGUAUACCUGGGUCUGGGUUACUUGGUAGGUCUAGAGGAGCUUCGGCGAGUUCGUGGAUUGGUGACAAUGGCAGAUGAGAGUGAGAUUGUUCCAGAGCUCACAGAUGUGCAGAGGAAACGAAUCGCCGCCAAUCGCGAGCGAGCGCUGCAGAUCAAGAAGGCCAAGCUAGCAGUCAAGAGCAUUGCCGAAAAUAAUGCGGCAGGCAGGAGGGCUGUGGACACCGGUGGCGGCUUCCUGCUUGACCAGGAGACAAUGGCCGCCGCGUCGCAGGGCUCUCCUGUCAAGACAGUGCAGAUGCCAUCGGAGCACUCGACUUGCGAUUCCUGCGGCAAGGCCUUUCUCCUCUCCUUCCUCCUCGAGAACUUCGCCCUAGAAGUGUGCGACAACUGCAGGGACAAAGAGGACAAGCACAAGCUGAUAACGCGCACGGAAUCCAAGGCCGAGUAUCUGCUGAAGGACUGCGACUUCGACAGGCGCGAGCCACCGCUCAAGUUCAUUGUCAAGAAGAACCCGCACUACACCCUGGGGAGCAUGAAACUGUACCUCAAGUGCCAGGUCGAAGAGAGGGCAAUCGAAGUUUGGGGUUCGCUGGAAGAACUCGACAGGGAGCUUGAGAAGAAAGAUGGCGAGAGGGCCAAAAGAAAACAGAAAGCAUUCAACAAGAGAGUCAAAGAGUUGCGCAUGACGGUGAGAAGCAGUUUGUACAGACCUCCCGGAACAAACCACGUCCAUUCUUAUGGCGACGAAGAGCACGACGCAGACAACGACGAAUACUUCAAAAUCUGCGACAGCUGCGGCCACCGGAUGAGCUACGAAAAAAUGUGACGACUUUGUUCACGCACAUUGUCUCUGUGAACGUAUUUUAUAGGAGCCCGCUCCCACAUUUUAUUGACGUGGGUGGGGUGUGUAACUUAAGCUUUGCAUGAGAAUGUAAAUACAAGUCGAUGUUAAUAAAUGCCUCGGAAAUGUCGGUCGGCG
This is a messenger RNA of Ixodes scapularis (black-legged tick), 1111 nucleotides long. It is a transcript of the gene Xpac, whose product is annotated as DNA repair protein complementing XP-A cells homolog. The record is from RefSeq and is a predicted model, not a curated record. Gene Ontology annotation, biological process: nucleotide-excision repair, DNA damage recognition; nucleotide-excision repair involved in interstrand cross-link repair; UV-damage excision repair. The coding region runs from base 200 to 958 and encodes 252 amino acids. The transcript is spliced from 6 exons. Gene Ontology annotation, molecular function: damaged DNA binding. Gene Ontology annotation, cellular component: nucleotide-excision repair factor 1 complex. Lineage: Eukaryota; Metazoa; Arthropoda; Arachnida; Ixodida; Ixodidae.